Molecule: messenger RNA, 919 nt
Organism: Conger conger (European conger)
Lineage: Eukaryota; Metazoa; Chordata; Actinopteri; Anguilliformes; Congridae
Gene: epgn
Product: epithelial mitogen homolog (mouse)
Exons: 5
Coding region: 83-541 (152 amino acids)
Biological process (GO): positive regulation of mitotic nuclear division; positive regulation of cell population proliferation; epidermal growth factor receptor signaling pathway
Source: RefSeq, a predicted model, not a curated record
UAAAUGCCAAGCUGAGACACGCCACAGCACAGAACAUUCACUCGACGGGGAGACAUCAGAGAAAACUCCACCCAACGCCGACAUGCAUCCACAGCACUCAGCCAUCUUUGCACUGACCUUGGUAACCAUCAUGUGCUCAACACCAGCAAAGUCUACAGAAUCCACACAGGACCUGUUCCCUUCUGCAGAGCCCACACAGGACCAAUUCCGUUCUGCAGGGAGCGUGCAGACUCCUCGGGUCCUGAUGUUGCUGGGUCCUUGUUCUGGAACAGAUAAGGAUUUCUGUCUGAAUGGUCAGUGUGGCUUCCAUCCUGACCUGAAAAAGCCAACUUGCACGUGUCCGCCGAAUUACAGAGGGGAGCGGUGUGAACACAUGCUGCUGGACUCGCACAGUGAUGGCAACCGUGAAAAAUAUAUCGCCAUCGGUGGAGGUGUGGCCCUGCUGCUCUGCUCUAUUGCUGCUGCCGUCUACUGCUGUCUGAAGAAGAGGUGUGAGAGAGAAAAGCCUUAUCAGAUCUACAACCCAGCUCUUGCAAUCUGAGCCCACCAUGUUGGAGAAGCAUUCCUGCUGAGAAGACACGUUUCGGCCUGUCAUCAGUCUCUAUCGCAUUUGAACAAACCUCCCCUUUCCCCUGCUCCUGUUCCUCAUUACACAUGGACCAAGAGAAGCAACACUACUCCAUAUCACAUAUCACAGUGCACAUAUUACAAACCACACACACAACACACUGCACACCCCACAUACAAACCACAUACACUACACCCCACAUGCUACACACCACAGUAAAGGCACUGAAUAAUAUUACGUUUGCAAUAUCUUGUUGAAGACAGCAUUGUGUAUAAGGCUAUUUAUUAAAAAAUAAAUUAUUUGUGUAUUUAUUUAAUACUUUUUUAAUAAAUAUUUUAAAUAUGCACUAAA